This is a messenger RNA of Cyprinus carpio (common carp), 4050 nucleotides long. RefSeq names its product protein bicaudal D homolog 2. Lineage: Eukaryota; Metazoa; Chordata; Actinopteri; Cypriniformes; Cyprinidae. Gene Ontology annotation, cellular component: Golgi apparatus; cytosol. Gene Ontology annotation, biological process: microtubule anchoring at microtubule organizing center; regulation of microtubule cytoskeleton organization; protein localization to organelle. Gene Ontology annotation, molecular function: dynactin binding; dynein complex binding; cytoskeletal adaptor activity. The record is from RefSeq and is a predicted model, not a curated record.
CGCGUCAUUGGCUGCUGAGCUGCUCUCCGGAGUUGUGCUCGUGCACUAAUUCAAACGGCUGACUUCUUGCGCGCGCGCAAGGAAAGGGUUGAUCUCCUUCGAGCUCAAAUUCGUGUUUCAUCCGUCAGCUACAUGAUUCUGCCAUCCAAAUAUAAAGGCCUCAACAUCUGUCUUCUCGCAGACAUGACGAGACAGGAGUAAAGUAUCUGUUCUCGGGUGGAGCGUGAGGUUGGGCAGAGGAUGCUGGAGGAGAGUGACGGAGAGUUGGAGGGGAUCGGAGGAGGAGGAGACGGAGGGCUCCAAGCAGAGGUGGAGAGGCUGACGGCAGAACUCCAGGAAGCCAAUGAGGAGAAGUUACAGGCUGCACGGUACGGCCUGGCCGUUCUGGAGGAGAGUGCUGCACUGAAGAUCAAACACAGCCAGCUGGAGGAAGAACAUGAAGCCCUUAAGGUGGAAGUGCAACAGCUCAGAGAGGCUCUAACAGACUCUAUGAGCAGCCAUAAGCGUACAGCUGCAGAUGGGGAAAGUCGAGAAGAGAGGCUCCUGCAGGAGUCGGCCACUAAAGAGGCAGCCAUGGAGAGUCGCAUGGAUGAGCUGCAGACAGAGCUUAAACAGGCCCGUGUCAUGCUGGCCAAUGCCUCGGCUGAAAAUGACAGACUGGCUGGCCUUUCCACUCAGCUGAAGAAGGAGUGUGAGUGUUUGGAGGUGGAGAAGACCCGAAUGAGAGAGGAGAUGAAGGAGUACAAGACUCGAGAGGUGCAGCAGCUUCAGGAUAACAGUGAGCUGGAAGAGGAGAACAUCUCCCUGCAGAAACAAGUCUCAGUGCUUAAGGAGAACCAGGUGGAGUUUGAGUCAGUGAAGUUGGAGUUGACCCAUAAAGAUGAGGAGCUGGAGCUGAUGAGGGCACAGCUAGAAGAGGCGGGGCGUUUGAGGGAGAUUGCAGAGUGUCAGCUGGAUGAGGCACUCGAGGCCCUGAAAGAGGAGAGGGAGCAGAAGAACAGCCUGAGACGAGAGCUCGCCACCCUUACCCUCAACCCCUUUGACUCUAUUGGCCACUUUGAGGUACAGCUAGAUGACAGCCGGGAUGGAGAGAAAGAGAAGGAGGCAGGAGAGGAGGAGGAGGAGGAGAUGGACAGUGGGUAUAACAACUCUAAAGGGAUGGAGAGAAACAGGUGCUCCACACCCAGAAACAGUGAUGUGUUCCUAAGACCUCAGGCACCUGGGCUGGUGGCCGACCUGCUGAGUGAGCUGCACCUGUCAGACAGCCAGAAACUCAAGCAGCAGCUGCUGCAGGUGGAGAGAGAGAAAGCCACACUGAGCAGUACUGUGCAUGAUCUCCAGCAGCAGUUAACCCAGUCUAAAGAUGCUCUCAGUGAGCAACAGGUGAAGAUGGAUCAGCUGACCCAACAUUUGGAGACCCUUCAGAGUAUGGCCUCGAAAAGGCCUGCUGAACGAGAGAAUGGAAUGAGCCCGCCUCCUAGGUCUCUUCAGAACCAAGAAGCCGAAAAUGGCAUCAGCUACUACGAAGUUGAUGCAAAAAGCACAGAGGUGCUAGAGUGCCGCAUGCAAGCAGCAAAUGAGGAGCUUGCACGUCUGCAUGAGGAGCUGAAAGAGGUUGGCGAACGCUCCAAAGCUCUGGAGGAGCGCUACAAGCAGGAGAAAGAACACUGGAGGGGUGAGGCACAGGAACUCGCUGAUAAAAUACGACAGUGUAUCACUGCUAGUCGACAGGACCAGGAGCGAAUAGGACAGUUGGAACGGGAAAUUGGUGCCACGCGACAGGUCGCCACUGACUCUGAAGGCCACCUCAGUGCUGCACAGGAGGAGCUUCUGGCCUUCUCUGAGGAGCUGGCCAACCUUUACCAUCAUGUGUGUGUUUGUAACAACCUCACGCCCAGUCGCGUUACACUGGAUUACUACCGUGAAAGAGCACAAGCCGGGAGAACGCACAACCAUUCGCAGCCACACAACUAUCGCGGAUCCCUCCGUAGGCACAGGCGGUCAGGUGAAGUGUUGGACCUGGGCAGCAGAGGGAGUGGAGACACAUCAUCUAGCUGCGGAAGUUGUCCAGGGUCUCCUACACUAGACUUCAGGGACCCAAACAAUGUGCGCAAUCUGGUAGCUAUCAUACGCUGCCAGAUUAAACAUUUACAGGUGGCGGUGGACCUGUGCAGGCAGCGUAACCUGUUGUCUUCUCCAGCAGCAGGAGGGAGCACCGAAUCAGACCGUGACACGGAGGCACUGAUUGAGGAAGUGUUAAAACUUAAGUCCCUCCUGAGCACCAAGAGAGAGCAGAUAGCCACCCUCAGAACUGUCCUAAAGGCCAAUAAACAGACAGCGGAUUUGGCUUUAACCAACCUGAAGACAAAGUACGAGACUGAGAGGAGUAUGGUGACAGAGACGAUGAUGAAGCUGAGAAAUGAACUGAAGGCCCUGAAGGAGGAUGCAGCUACCUUCUCCUCCCUUCGGGUCAUGUUUGCAAGCAGAUGUGACCAGUACGUUACUCAGUUAGAUGAGAUGCAGAGACAACUCGCCGCCGCUGAGGAUGAGAAGAAGACGCUCAACUCUCUCCUCCGCAUGGCCAUUCAGCAGAAGCUGGCACUGACCCAGCGGCUGGAGGACCUGGAGGGCCCUCUGUCCCCUCUCAGUAACGGUGGCAGCCCACGCCACUCCCGGACCAAACAUCUGACCAAAUCAGGCCGAGCCCCGCGGAGCCCCAUGAGAAACAGUCCACGCUCCAGUCCAGUGCUAGUGCCUGCCGGCCCGCAGAACAUGAGCAGCCACAUGAGGGCGCUCUCACGCAGCCUUCACUGCAGCCCCAGAUGAAAACCUCCUUGUGUCUCUCUGUGCUCCAGUACACAUGGACCAUGUUCAUGAACACCCUUACCCUGCAGACCUGUCCCAGCAUCCUCCUCCUCAUCAGACCUCACCUCAUUGGAUCUCUCGUCAUGUCUCUCGUGACUCUCCUCCCACCCCCUCUCUCGUCUGUUUGUCCAUAUGGUUGUCUUCUGUUUGUUUGGAUCAAGUCAUUCAGCUUCAAGAUACUGAAAGCUGAACACAGUCAUGUCAUGCCAUCAGAUUUUUCGUAUUCAUGAACACAUGUACCAAACCAAAAACUCGUGGAGAUCAGUACUGUUUAGUCUGGCUGUGACUGACCUUUUCUUAUACUGGCUAUAGAUAAACAUACCCUGUUUUGGUUUUAGCAAUUAAAAACUGAAUUGUUAGCUAUCAUGGAGGACAUUCCUCUGGUUUAACUGACCAGUUGUGCGGUUCUGCUAAGUCUAGAGAGUUAGUUAUUGGUUAUUGACAUAUAACUUGCCCUGGCAUUUACAGACUACAGUAAAGUGGAAAAACAACAACCAUAUAACCAGUAAGCAGCACAAUCAACUAUGCAGAGGCUCAAAGACAUUUGCUGCUAAUUAGCUCAUGCAAAAAAUAAAAAAGCUAAUUACCUAACUGCCAGUUUAUUCUGCCUACAACACAUAGUUGACCAUCAGCACUGUUAGACAAAUGUAAUUUAUUUUUAAGUGGGACAGUAGCAAACUGUUGUAAUGGUUGUGUUCAUGUCAAACGGGAACACAUUGACUGGGAAAAAAAAAUUGUAAUAGGAUUUAAAAUAGUGCCUUAAUACUUUUGAAUGAAGAUUUGUAGAUAAUUGGUUUAAUAUUUUGUUUAUUGAAUUGAUGAUUAUGGUCUAGCUUGUUUUAAGACUAAUUGUGGAUUACUGUGUGCAUGUAUGAACAGUACAGAUAAUAUUACAUUUCCCAAUAGGCUUGUUUUGUUAAAAACAAUAUUUCACUGUUCUUGUCAGAACCGUGUUUAUUUGUCAGAUGUCAAGUGGACCUGCCUGUCAACACUUUCAUCUCGUUUUCGAUAUUGAUCGUCAUUUCCAUAUUGAAAAAAAUGCUUCCUAUUAUAUUUUUAUUUUUUUUUAAAGCUGAUUUUCUUUUAUAUUGUAUUGUUCAGCCCUACAUAAUGGUAAUUUCCACACAAUAUCAGGUCUUGUCUUAAAUAUGUGGUGAAAAAAUAAAUAAAUAAAGUUUUCAGUGA